Molecule: messenger RNA, 3370 nt
Organism: Artibeus jamaicensis (Jamaican fruit-eating bat)
Lineage: Eukaryota; Metazoa; Chordata; Mammalia; Chiroptera; Phyllostomidae
Gene: TRIM21
Product: tripartite motif containing 21
Exons: 7
Coding region: 107-1522 (471 amino acids)
Molecular function (GO): zinc ion binding; protein binding
Source: RefSeq, a predicted model, not a curated record
CGCACCCCUUGUAGGAAAUAGAAAGUGAAAUAGAAAGCCAGCUGCCAUCCCUUGAGUCCUUUGAAAAGGUUACCUAAAGCUCUCCACAUUGUUUAUUAAUAGGCACAUGUCCCCGAUGGCUUCUGCAAUGCCCUUGACAAUGAUGUGGGAGGAGGUCACAUGCCCUAUCUGCCUGGAUCCCACAGUGGAGCCAGUGAGCAUUGACUGUGGCCACAGCUUCUGCCACGAAUGUAUCUCUCAAGUUGGGAAAAAUGGAGGCGGUUCCUGUCCUGUGUGCCGGAAAAAAUUCCUGCUCAGGAACUUCAGGCCCAAUCUCCAGCUAGCCAAUAUGGUGGACAACCUAAAAAAAAUCAACCAAGAUGCCAAGGAGGGUACAAAGGGGGAGCAAUGUGAAGUGCAUGGAGAGAAACUUCACCUAUUUUGUGAGAGAGAUGGGAAGGCUCUUUGUUGGGUUUGUUCCCAGUCCCGGAAACACCGUGACCACCCCAUGGUCCCAAUUGAGGAGGCUGCUCAGGAGUACCAGGAGAAGGUUCAGGAGGCAUUAAGGAAACUGAGAAAAGAGCAAGAGUUUGCUGAGAAGUUGGAAGUGGAUGUUGCAAUGAAGAGAACAGCCUGGAAGGGGAAGGUUGAGACACACAGAUUGCGAAUUCAUGCAGAGUUUGAACAGCAGAAAAACUUCCUGGCUGAAGAGGAACAGAGGCAAAUGCAGAAGCUGGAAAAGGAAGAGAAGGAAGAGCUGAGAAUCCUGGGGGAGACAGAGGCCAAACUGGCCCAGCAGAGCCAGGUCCUACAGGAGCUAAUCUCAGAGCUGGAGAGGAGAAGUCGGAGCUCAGAGCUAGAGCUGCUGCAGGAGGUGAAAAGUAUCCUGGAAAGGUGUGAGUCCUGGAACCUGGAACAGCUGAAUGUUGUCUCCCCAGACCUGAGGAGUGUGUGCCAUGUGCCAGGGCUGAAGAAGAUGCUGAGGACAUGUGGAGUACACAUCACUCUGGAUCCACACACAGCCCAUCCGUGGCUCAUCAUCUCAGAGGAUCAGAGACAAGUGAGGCUUGGAGACACCCAGAAAAAGCUGCCAGAAAAUGAGGAGAGAUUUGACACUUAUCCCAUGGUCCUGGGUACCCAGCGCUUUGACUCCGGGAAACUUUACUGGGAGGUAGAUGUGACGGGAAAGGAUGCCUGGGACCUGGGGGUUUGUAGAGACUCUGUGCAGAGGAAGGGACAUUUUUUGCUCAGCACCAUGAAUGGCUUCUGGACAAUCUGGCUGUGGAACAAACGAAAAUAUGAGGCUGGCACCUGCCCGCAGACUCCCCUCCACCUUUCAGUGCCUCCACGCCAAAUUGGGAUCUUCCUGGACUAUGAGGCCAGCACUCUCUCUUUCUAUAACAUCACUGACCAUGGCUCCCUCAUCUACACCUUCUCAGACUGUACCUUCAAUGGACCCCUGCGGCCUUUCUUCAAUACCGGUUUCAAUGAUAGUGGAAGAAAUGCAGCCCCUCUGACCCUCUGUCCUCUGAGCAUCGGGUGAUAGGGAUCCACUGACUGUUGAUGGCUCUCUCUGGUCACUGACACCCCCUUUGUUGAUAUCCCCUCCUCAGCCACUGACCCUGCCUUAUUUAUCCAUGAACUCUGAACCACCUUUGUCCCUGCAGAGGUAUUAGAUACUUUGACAAGAGGUCACUGAAUAUCUGUGUCAAAUGAUCUUCAAUAUCUAUCAUUCCUGCUUAUGAUUUCCCCAUGAAACAAACUACUUAUAUUUGGUCCAAAUUCAUCUGGAUCAACCAAAACAUGUUUCUGCCUUCUUUAUGUGACUCAAGUUUUGUUUUCUCCCCGCCAUGUCUAGGCCUUUGCUCAGAUCACUGUUUUAUCUUACAGGGUUUGCAAAAGUGUUUCCUAAGUAAAUUUCAUCUCCACCUAUCCCAUUCAAUCCUUGCUCUCAUACACAUCUGGAAUACUCUUUCCAACACGCACAUAUCUGAUCAUAGGUGACGCCACACUUCCUAUAGAAAACAGUCACAUUUAUUUGUUUACACAACUGAAUUAUGCAUAGCUGAGAUUGCCAAAUCACCAUUCCCACCAUUACCUCCCAACCACAUCUUGUUGAUACCGGAGUUGGUUAAAGGGCAUGUCAAUAUACAUGGGAGUUGUGAGGGGUUUUUUUGUGUGUGUCAACUUGCCUAGGCUCUAAGCCCCCCAUUUUUCAAACACUAAUCUAGAUAUUGUUGUGAAGGAGUUUGGUAGGUGUCACUGAAGUCCAUAAUGAUUUGACUUUAAGUCAGGGAAAUUGUCCUAGAUAAGUUGAGUGGGCCUCAUUCAAUCAGGCGUGCCUGCAGAUUUAAAAUUUGUCUUGCCAGUCUCCAUAAUUGUGUAAGUAAUAAACGUCCUUGCAAUAAACGUCAAUAUUUAUUUCUUACUAGUUCUGCUUCUCCAGUUAAACUGAUUGGUGUGAAGGGCAGGAGUGAGGUUAUAGCAUCACCUAGUGACAGCACUUUCUUGAGCUUAAACUUUUGAGGUUGGCAUAAUAAAGCUCUGGAGCAAUAAUAGGCUAUGAGAGAGCCAUUAUUCUCCCAGGAACCCUGGUUCCUUGUCUAAAAUAAAAUCUCAGAUGUGCCCUCAGAGCAGCUGCUAAACAUUUCAUGAAAAAACUCAGGUACUGUAAAAGAUGUUGGUGAUCUUGAAGAGUCAUUUUAUUGAUUUUUUAAAAAAGAAAAGUUUUUUCUGUCUUAACACUGGACAGAAAGGAGGUCCAUAGGAGGGAGGAUAAGAAGAACGGAAUUCUCAGGAAAGAUGACAAUAUUACAGGAGCUAAAUCUAUCUAAGUUGGCAAAGUUAGCCAGUGCCUUGGUUGAUAAACUGUAAGAAGAUUAUGGAAGAGAACUCAGUCCUAUAUGAAUGGAGGUGUACUGGGGAAUGGUUGGAUUCCAUAUGUCAGGAAUGUGGAGAAUUUUUUUUUAAAGAAGGAUAGAUUAUACAUGAUCAGCUUUCCUGCUUCUCUAUGUCUCUGCCUUGAGGUGUGCCAAUGUGAAAUGAUGGCUCCUUCUUUUCAGUUGAUAUACUAGUGGGAGGAGAGUACCAUAAUGAUAGUAACUUAAAUAUUCUCAUUUCUCAAAAUCUGAAUACCUUGGCAUAUUGGGUUACCCUUAUGUUUGGACAGGGACAUUAUACAGGUGACAUAUUACAAUCUCCUUGGUCUCUACCAAAAUGGAUUAAGUAGUAGAGAUUUUAUAGUAUCUCAGCUUUUAUCCCCACCAAUAAUUAUUAACAAGUAAUCUAGUACACCCCUGCAUGUCACUCAAAAAUUCUCUUGAGAAACAAGGAAAAAUUCUACCAGCACCAAUUCUAAUUUUGAUUAAUAUUAUACUUUCAGGCCUUUUCC